Messenger RNA from Medicago truncatula (barrel medic), 2242 nucleotides. RefSeq names its product LEC14B protein. Gene Ontology annotation, molecular function: protein binding. The record is from RefSeq and is a predicted model, not a curated record. Gene Ontology annotation, cellular component: Cul4-RING E3 ubiquitin ligase complex. Bases 494 to 1981 code for a protein of 495 amino acids. Gene Ontology annotation, biological process: proteasome-mediated ubiquitin-dependent protein catabolic process. NCBI's taxonomy places the organism in Eukaryota, Viridiplantae, Streptophyta, Magnoliopsida, Fabales, Fabaceae. The transcript is spliced from 10 exons.
ACUUUCACUUUUAUUCUAUUUGAUUAUUAUCAUAAUUGUACAUCUUAAUAUGUAUUUGUGCAUCAUUUGAUGUAUUAUUCAUUUCUGAAUUUUGUUUGUUUUCCUGUGAAUUUUUAGUUACUGUUGAUGAUGUUGUGAAAAGGGUUUUUGGGGUCAUAGAGGUGGGGUUGUUUUGUUAUCAUGCUUUAUAAAGUGUAAACAACAACUGAAAAGAAGUGGCUUGGGAAAUGUUCUUGAUUUCAGAAUAUGUUGUUUGUUUGUCAAAUUCCUUGUCCCCACGAACAUGUUUUUGUGUUCUUCUGUAAAUUUGAGGUCUCAACAAAGAAAACCAUCCUUAUUAUAAGGCGAAAAAACCACACUUGUUCUACAAAGCUCCUCCAUAUUGAUACACUAAUAUGCAGAUGGAUUGACAAACAAUGGGGUUUUAUGAAGAUUUUUAAGUAGUUCAGAUGCUUUGGCACUGCAACAUUUUUCUGUGUUGAUUUGAAUAGUUAUGUACGCUAUAUCCGGUGCACUUUACGUUGACCAAAUGGGCUAUGCUAUGAGUAGAUUAGACGUGGACUCUAGUGAUACUGAAGAUGGAAAUGCAAUCCUUGAAGAUUCUAGUACUGGAAAAGCUAAAAAGGCAUUUGAAAAUUUAGACAAUGAAAUUGCUCAAAUAACCAAGUUGAAAUCAACACCUCAUCAACUGCUAGUACAUGAUGGAUCUGGAAGGAAAGAGUUGCCUGUUUCCCCGGUGAAGAUGCUGGCAGGCCGCGAAUCUAAUUGUUCAGGACGGGGAAGGUUUUCUUCCGCUGAUCGCUGUCAUCUUUUGAGCAGGUAUUUACCUGUAAAUGGUCCUUGGCCUAUCGACCAAAUGCCUAGUCGAGCAUACGUGUCUCAGUUUUCAGCUGAUGGUUCUCUUUUUGUUGCUGGGUUCCAGGGAAACCACAUAAAAAUAUACAAUGUGGAGAAAGGUUGGAAAGUUCAAAAAAACAUUCUAACCAAGAGUUUGAGAUGGACAAUCACUGAUACUUCUCUUUCCCCUGAUCAAAGUCAUCUAGUUUAUGCCAGCAUGUCACCCAUUGUACACAUUGUGAAUGUUGGAUCUUCUGAGACAGAGUCACUAGCAAAUGUGACGGAGAUCCACGAUGGGUUGGAUUUUUCAUCAAACGACGAUGGAGGAUACUCUUUUGGAAUUUUCUCUUUGAAAUUUUCAACAGAUGGGAAGGAAUUAGUUGCAGGAACUAGUGGCGAUUCUAUAUAUGUAUACGAUCUUGAAACAAAUAAGGUUUCACUUCGAAUUUUAGCACACACGGCUGAUGUAAACACUGUAUGUUUUGCUGAUGAAACUGGCCAUCUUAUUUACUCUGGAAGUGAUGAUAGUUUCUGCAAGGUCUGGGAUCGGCGUUGCUUAAAUGCUAAAGACAAGCCAGCAGGGGUUUUGAUGGGACACCUUGAGGGCAUUACGUUUAUUGAUUCCCGUGGAGAUGGACGCUAUUUCAUUUCAAACGGUAAAGAUCAGACCAUCAAACUUUGGGACAUACGUAAAAUGUCAUCCAAUGUUACCAGUAACCGUGUCCGUGGAUAUAGGAGUUUUGAAUGGGAUUACAGGUGGAUGGAUUACCCGCCACAAGCAAAAGACUUGAAUCAUCCUUGUGAUCAGUCAGUGGCUACAUAUAGAGGCCAUUCAGUCUUACGCACUCUUGUCCGCUGCUUUUUUUCUCCAGCUUUUAGCACUGGCCAGAAGUACAUCUAUACUGGAUCACACAACGCAUGUGUUUAUGUAUAUGAUUUGGUGAGUGGAGCACAAGUUGCAACAUUGAAGCACCAUAAAUCACCUGUAAGAGAUUGUAGUUGGCAUCCCUUCCACCCUAUGCUUGUUAGCUCUUCUUGGGAUGGAGAUGUUGUAAAAUGGCAAUCUGCUGGAAGCUCUGAUAUGGCAGCCUCGUCGGUUAAGAAGAGGGUAAACAAAAGACAUUUUUAUGAAGAUUACCUAUGAUGUCAGUUAAAUCAGUUAAGAAUUACGAAAUGAUCUGAAAGAUCCAUAACUUGUUGAUAUUGAAGUUGUAUAUGGUGUUUGGCAUAAUAAGGUGUAAUAUGAACUACCACAAUCUUGUACAUAAAUAAUAAAUAACCACUUAAAAAUUGAUAGUGUGAUUGAUUCAUUUGUACGCAGUGUGUAUGAUAAAUUUGUCACGUAGCAUACUAUUGCAUCAUAACUCAUAAGUGUACCAAUGCAUCGGUAUUAUAUUCUCUGUAA